Molecule: messenger RNA, 1359 nt
Organism: Ustilaginoidea virens
Lineage: Eukaryota; Fungi; Ascomycota; Sordariomycetes; Hypocreales; Clavicipitaceae
Exons: 2
Coding region: 1-1359 (452 amino acids)
Biological process (GO): ubiquinone biosynthetic process; isoprenoid biosynthetic process
Cellular component (GO): transferase complex
Molecular function (GO): prenyltransferase activity
Source: RefSeq, a predicted model, not a curated record
AUGCAGCUCCGGCCAGGAGCCACGGCGUUCCGCCAUGCCGUGGUUGGCGGAAUCACCGCGCCGAGCUGCACGCCAGCUCCCUGUCCCGUAACCUGCCUAUCCAAGUCGAGCUUGUCGAGCAUGCGGAGAAGGAGCCUGCACGCCAGCAACAGGCGGGACUCGGGUUGGGCCACCGCCGUCCGGGUCGCCUCCAGCAUCGUCGGCAACGUCGUCAACAAGGCAACCAACGACGGCAUGACCAUCGACCCGCUGCGCGCCGUCGCCAAGGAGAUGCAAUUCCUCACGGGGAACAUCCGCAAGCUCCUUGGCUCCGGACACCCGUCUCUCGACCGAGCAGCCAAGUACUACACGCAGGCUCAGGGAAAGCACGUGCGGCCGCUGCUUGUCUUGCUCAUGAGCCGCGCGACGCACCUGUGCCCCAAGAAUCCGCGAGAGGAAGAGGCUCACAGCUCCCGGGUGAUUGACUCGUCGAUAUCCCCUGCCCAGAUCCUGGCCGAUCGGAACCCCUCGGGUAUGCCGCUGACCUCGGCCGAGGCGGACAUUGCGGACGGGCACCUGGACAUCUUGCCCAGCCAGAGACGACUGGCCGAAAUCACCGAGCUCAUCCACACUGCGUCGCUGCUUCAUGACGACGUCAUUGACCACUCCGUGUCAAGACGCGGCGCGCCAUCAGCCAACUUGGAAUUCGGCAACAAGAUGGCCGUCCUGGCUGGUGAUUUUCUUCUCGGCCGGGCUUCAGUGGCCCUUGCGAGGUUGAGGCACGUGGAGGUGGUGGAGCUCCUUGCCACCGUCAUUGCCAACCUGGUGGAGGGGGAGUUUAUGCAGUUGAAGAACACGGAACGCGACGAGCGGAAGCCAAGGUACUCGGAAGAGACCCUGACGUACUACCUGCAGAAGACGUAUCUCAAGACGGCCAGCUUGAUAUCCAAGUCGUGUCGCGCGGCCGCCCUGCUGGGCAACGCAGAUGCCACCACGGUCGACGCCGCGUAUUCGUACGGCCGAAACCUGGGACUGGCAUUCCAGCUGGUCGACGAUAUGCUCGAUUACACCCGAAGCGGGCAGGAUCUGGGCAAGCCAGCAGGGGCGGAUUUGGAGCUGGGCUUGGCCACGGCACCUCUGCUGUUCGCCUGGAGGCAAAACCCGGAACUAGGCGCGCUGGUCGGUCGCAAGUUCGAGAGGAAGGGCGACGUGGAGAAGGCUCGCGAACUGGUUUUGAAGAGCGACGGCAUCGAACAGACCCGAGCGCUUGCGCAAGACUACUCGGACAAGGCGGUUGCGGCGAUUGCAGACUUUCCGGCGAGCGAGGCCAAAGACGGCCUUGUCGAAAUGGCGCAAAAGACAGUCAAGAGGCAAAAGUAG